AUGGGGCAAACCCUCUCGGAGCCAGUGACUGAGAAACAGUCAUCAACAUGUCAAGACUCGAGAUAUCUCGUGGGAUCGUCCUGCAUGCAAGGCUGGCGAGUUUCCAUGGACGACUCGCACACACAGAUACUGUCACUGCCUGACGAUCCUGGUACAGCGUUCUUUGCUGUGUAUGAUGGACAUGGAGGUUCAAACAUAGCUGAAUAUGCUGGGAAGCAUCUGCAUAAAUUCAUAAUGGCCAGACCCGAAUAUCACCUUGGAAACAUUGAGGAAGCUUUAAAACAGGGUUUUCUGGAUCUCGACCAAGCAAUGCUUGAAGAAGAUAUGCAAGAGAAGGUGGCCGGCAGCACCGCGGUGGUAGUUCUUAUUAAAGAUAACACGUUGUACUGUGCUAAUGUUGGUGAUUCCCGUGCUAUAGCCAGUGUUCGGGGUGCAGUGGAUGUUUUGUCAUAUGACCAUAAACCAUACAAUGAAGAGGAGUUACGUAGGAUCACAGCCGGUGGUGGUUGGGUACAGUUGAACCGUGUUAAUGGAAAUCUGGCUCUGUCCCGGGCCUUAGGUGAUUACAUCUUUAAAAGGAACUAUAGAUUGUCGCCCAGGGAUCAAAUUGUGACAGCGUAUCCAGAUGUUCAAGUUAGGGAACUCAAUGAUGAUUGGGAGUUUAUUGUCAUUGCUUGCGAUGGAAUUUGGGAGGUGUUAUCCAACGAGGAUGUGUUAUCAUUCUGCCGAGUGAGGUUACUAAGCGGAUGGGAACCGGCUGCCGUGUGUGAAGCUCUGAUGCAACUCUGCCUUGCUCCGAACUGUGCCACUGGGGGUCUGGGUUGUGACAAUAUGACGGUUGUUAUUGUUUGCUUGUCGCCGUUCCCGAGGCCUGAGAUGGUGAAACCCCUACCAGAAGAGCAGAUGCUGAAUAACAAAUUUAUGACUAAAAUGGAAGAUUUGCUUUACGUUGAGGACGAAGAGGAAGAUUUAAAGUGAAGUAAAUUGGGGAACUAAUUUUAAUGUUUGUAAAUAGGCUGUAGAUUGAAUGUAUACAUUUUAAGAGCGACGUGAAUAUAGGUUUCGUAUUAUAAUUGAAAUAUGACAGUAGGGUUUGUACUUUGUAGUGUCUGUGAUCUGUCAUUGGGGCGCUUGCGAUGCUUGUGGUGUUGCAGGCAUCUUUUGGGUACGGUAUAGUCCCGUCAGGUGGGCCGUAAGCUUGUUUGCUGACCUAGUCGUAUAAAUAAAAAAAAAAAAAAAACUAUUGAUAAAUGAUGAAUAUUGCAUCUGUCAAAAAAGGCGGGAUUUGAACUACGAAUUCAAAACUUAAAAAAGAAUAUAUUUAAUAAAUGUUGCUCGUAUGUAUGUAUAGCGUAUUAAAUAAUUACUUUUUAAGUACACAUUAUAAAGUAAGUACAAUUUUUAUCAUUAUUGAUUGAUAUUUAGAUAAUGUGUUUUUGACAAUAUGUAGGUUUAAUUUUUUUUAGUGUAUGAUCAAUUAAUUAUACCUAUAGGUACUUCAUAAUUCAUAACAUUAUUUUUUUGGCUUUUUAGUAAUUUAGUCAUUUGUUUUAUUUUGGUGACUUUUAGUUCUCAAAAAUAAGUUCAGUAAUUAAUAGCAGCUACUGCACCAAAAUCGUGAGCGUAUCAGUUAAGUACUUUAUUAAAAAAAAUUCCAUCACAAAAUAUUUACAAAAUUAUUUACUGAGGUAGCUUUUGAAAUUGACUGAGUAUGUUUGGACUUUAGUUAACAAGUGGGUUGCUUCAAUUAAAUUAUUAACCUUUGUCUCGAUAUUUCACCAAUUAUGUGAUUAUUAUUAUUUUUUUUUUUGUUAUAUAGGCAAUAGGAAUAUUUUUGACUUGUUCGCAACUCGGCUAAAUUGACUAGCUAAGUCAAGUGCUAAUUAGAUAUAACACUAUGGAAAAAAUCUCAGAAACUUCAUAAAAAUAUGUAUAAAUGCAGAGUAAAUUCUUAUACCGAGUUAUGAGAGGCUAUGAAAUCUAUGAGAAUUUAGUCUGCAUUUGUACCAUUUUUUAUGAGUCUUAUGAUAACAUUUCCAUAGGUAAUAAUUGUUCAAUUUUUUUUUGUUAAAUGUUAUAUGUUAUAGGCAUAAAGGAAUUAAAAUAUUUUGAUAUGUAAUAAAAGGUUUCAUAGCUUUGUAGUAUAUUUGGAUUUUAAAAAUAUAAUUUAGUAAAUUGAAAUGAAUGUUGUAAAAACAACAAUUUCUGUAGGUCCGUCCAUAUCAUUUGCAAAAAUAUUAUAAAUGACGUUUGUCUGUAUUUUUAUGUAAUUUAUAGAUUGCAUUUAUAAAAAGCAAUAAUGAAACAUAAUAUUUUUUGUUGCUAGUUGUAAAUUUCGUAGCGUCUUUGUGCCUAUAUCGUUGUUAUGGCAAUAUUAAUAUUAUUUGCAAAAAUAUUAUAAAUGACGUUUGUCUCUAUUUUUAUGUAAUUUAUAGAUUGCGUUUAUAAAAAGCAAUGAUGAAAAAUUAUAUUUUUUGUUGCUAGUUGUAAAUUUCGUAGCAUCUUUUUGCCUAUAUUGUUGUUAUGGCAAUAUUAAUAUUAUUUAUUUAAAGAUUUUAUAUUUUGCCAAAAAAAAGAGUUGGAAUAUACAAAAAGUUGUUUCAGAAAUUUCAAAACAAAGGUAUUGUAAAGCAUUUGUUUUUGUUUAUAAAAAUGAGAUACGGAUACGGAUUGAUACGGAUGAAGAUACGGAUGUUUCGUAAAAUAUGUGUGGGUGUAUGAAUGUAUGAUGUAAUGAAAAGACUAUUAUAAUAGCCAUAAAUAUACCAUAAGAUGAUGAGAUAUAAUGGUCAACAUUUGCUAUAUAAAAAUGACGAGUUUAAAUAUAUUUUCGAACGCGUCUAGACAUUUAUUAUGCAAGAAGAGGCCAUUUUAAAUCUAGUUUUGAAAAAUUUGUGUGCCAUUAUUUUCAUUAGUUUAUUUUGUGGAUAGUUUUGUAAAUGUUGUAUAAUAUUAUUAUUAAAAAAUAAAUACAUUUUUAUAUA
This is a messenger RNA of Melitaea cinxia (Glanville fritillary), 2984 nucleotides long. Its product is annotated as probable protein phosphatase 2C T23F11.1. Gene Ontology annotation, molecular function: protein serine/threonine phosphatase activity; cation binding. The coding region runs from base 1 to 978 and encodes 325 amino acids. Gene Ontology annotation, biological process: protein dephosphorylation. The transcript is spliced from 7 exons. The record is from RefSeq and is a predicted model, not a curated record. Lineage: Eukaryota; Metazoa; Arthropoda; Insecta; Lepidoptera; Nymphalidae.